AUGGCUCCUAUUGCGCUGAAGAAGCUGACUGCGUUACAGACGGCUCGAGAAGCCGAAAUUGAGAGCAUUCGUACACGCCUGCUUGCUAAGCAGCGUGACUCGCUUAAUAAAAGCAUGGUCCAGGCGCGACUUGAUGCUGUUAAGCAGAUUUGGGUGGAGACUAGGAAGACGCAUUCUGAAAUUGUUGUUAGGGACGAUGCAGAGACAGAUGCGUAUAUUGCAGAUCAAUGGUUCGAUCGCAUUCAGGGUGUUUACGAAUCGGCUCUUGACGAGAUCCUAACACUGCUUGCUUUAUUCGACAAGCCUGAUGCUGAUGAUAGCGCUAGUAUGGGGGAGUCGGACUCAGAUCCUGAGGUUGUCAAGCUUCCGAAAAUUAGUUUACCUACGUUCUCAGGUAAAGACGAGGACUGGGCUAGUUUUAGCGAUCUUUUCACUUCUCUCGUGCAUAGUCGUUCUGGCAUUUCUGACGUCACGAAACUGCAGUAUCUCAAGUUAUGCUUGACUGGUGUGGCUGCAGAGCUGAUCAAGGACGUGAUGACAACCAAUGCGAAUUAUGCGAGCACUUGGCAGACGCUUAAGGAUCGUUAUAGUAAUCCUAGGUUGACGAUCAAUAAACUCUUGACUUCGUUUUUAGAAAUUCCGCAGAUGAAGAAGGAAUCGGCUGCUGAAAUGCGUGCGUUCGCUGAUGAGGCCAAGCGGAUCGUUCGAGCUUUGACAAAUUUGAAACUUCCAGUUGAUCAUUGGGAUAUUUGGUUUGUUUUCUUGUUGUCCGAUCGCCUGGAUCCGGAGUCUCGGAAGCUGUGGGAGGCUGAGCUGAGUGAGAAGGACCAGGAGUACGUGCCGGAGGCGGACGAGCCGGAGCGUGAUAUCAACAGCGCUCUUCCUAAGUUUUCAGAUUUGCUUAAGUUCCUUGAAAGAAGAGCUCAAGCUCUUAAGAUGUACCCUUCGGAGCGCAAGGCGGAGAAGAGACCAGCUUCUACGCCAACAUCAGGACCUCAGCCUCGGAAGGUUUUCCACGCUAGAUCCUCUCGUUUGUCUGGAAAUUCUAAUUGCGCCCUUUGUAACGGCACGCAUCCUCUCUCGAAAUGCUUCAAGCUGAAAGACAAGAAUCCACACGAGCGGUUGGCAACGGUCAAGCAGUUGCAGCGUUGCUUUAAUUGCCUCGGAUCUCACAGAGCCAACGCUUGUAAUUCUUCGGGACGUUGUUCUACUUGUCAGGGUAAACAUCACACCCUCUUGCAUCUUAAAUUCCAGGGAAACUCGCAAGCUGGGCACCAGAACACCGAUAAUUCUCAGGCGGGCGGCUCUGGCUCGAAAUCUGUCGUGAGUUUGCAUGCAGCGGGCGUCACGUUUCCGAAGCGGAGAAUCGUUCUGGCUACAGCAAAGGUGCAGAUUAUAGGUCCAAGAGGAGACCGCACCCUUGUACGAGCACUCUUGGAUCAAGGGUCGGAGGCUUCAUUCGUUUCGGAGUCGAUUGUCCAGCUGUUAGGGCUCCGAAAGGAGCAUACUUGCGUACCAUUGACAGGGCUUGGCGCUAGUGCAGCGGGCACUGCGCGCUCGAGAACUCAGCUCGUUCUAAAAUCCAGGGUCGACACAAGCUUCCAGAUUACGACAGAGGCGCUCAUUCUUCCUCGUCUAACGUCACAGCUCCCAGUCGACAGCAUUGAAGAUCUCGAUCUCAUGCAGUUUGCAGGGCUCACUCUCGCAGAUCCGGAGUUUUUCCUAUCGAAUAAGGUCGAUGUGAUUCUCGGUGCUGACGUCUACGGGCAGUUGCUCCGAUCGGGAUUGAGACGCUUUCCUUCAUCGCAGCUUGUCGCUCAGGAUACGGCCUUUGGUUGGAUAAUGUCCGGAGUUUUACCGGCGAAGGAUUCACGGCGGGCGGAGUCGCAUACUUCCACACCGUUGCAGGUAUUGCAUUGCGCUUCAAUGCAGGAGCUGGACCAAUUGCUGCAGAGGUUCUGGGCUUUCGACGAGCUUCCUUCGUCGUUUUCUAAGUUGAAACCGGAGGACGAAGCCUGCGAAAAACUAUUCAAGGAGACUCACACCAGGGAUUCGCAGGGGCGGUACGAGGUUCGUCUCCCGUUGAAAUCUCAAUUACCUUCGGUUGCAGGUGAGACAAGGCAAAUGGCUCUUGGAUCACUCCAGUCGUUGCAUCGUCGCUUUGCUCGAGAUCCCAAGGUCGCUCAUACGUAUCGAGAAUUUCUGAAGGAGUACGAGGACCUAGGGCACAUGGUUCGAGUUCCAGAGUCGGAGAUUCGGCGUGAAGGUGCGUGGUACUUGCCGCAUCACCCAGUAGUGCUGUAUUUAUUGUUGAAAAUGAAGAUUAGGGUCGUUUUUGACGCCUCUCGACGCACUCGGGAUGCUGAUAUAGUUAAGAUGUUUAGGCAGAUCAAAGUGCAGCGCGAGUAUCAAGACUUUCAGAGGAUCGUUUGGGCUCCUACGGCUGAUUCACCUCCUGUCGAUUAUCGCUUAACGACAGUCACUUAUGGGACGACAUAUGUGGAUGAUACUUUCGCUGGAUCGGACGAGCUUUCGACUGCGGUGCAGAAAAGGGUCGAGCUUACUAAGCUCUUAGGCUCGGCAGGUAUUUAUCUUGACAAAUGGGCUGUUAACCAUCCAGAGCUGCUUCCUCCACAGACAGGACAGGGUCCGGCAAAGGAGAUCGAUAUGGAUGAAUCAGUCAAAACACUCGGCGUUCACUGGAAUCCUGCUCAGGACAAGUUUGGUUUCUCCGUUUCAGAUAUCACCGAGCUGUCGAAGGCUUCGACUAAGCGCUCCAUUCUCUCCAAUAUAGCUCGUUUGUUUGAUCCACUCGGGUGGCUUUCGCCAGUUACAGUAACUGCGAAAGUCUUGAUGCAAGACUUGUGGAUCCAGAAGUGCGACUGGGACACGCCUUUGCCAGAGGAUUUUCGUGAGCGAUGGUAUGCUUAUUGCAAAUCGUUGUCUGAGCUGCCGUCCUUGUCAAUCGAUAGGUGGUUAGGCGUCACUUCCACUCGUUCGUACCAGCUACACGGUUUCUCGGACGCUUCUUCUCGAGCUUAUGCUGCUGCUGUAUAUCUGCGAGUCGACAAGGGAGACGGCACAUUCAGUGUGUCUCUUCUAGCUGCCAAGACGAAGGUUUCUCCGGUAAAGACGGUCAGUAUUCCUAACUUAGAGCUCUGCGGGGCUGCGCUUCUCGUUAAGCUCCUUUGCCACGUUAGGAAACUCGAUUUUCUCAGUGCGACUCCGGUUUUUGCUUGGUCUGACAGUCAGAUUGUACUCACAUGGCUUCGAAAGCAUCCUUGUCAUUGGAAGACCUUCGUUGCAAAUAGGGUGUCGUACAUUCAAACCGAGUUGCCGUCUGCAACAUGGGCUCACGUACCUACUAAGGAGAAUCCAGCGGAUUUGGCAACUCGAGGUUCUGGACCAGCGGAGCUAGCAGGGACUACUCUGUGGUGGCAGGGACCUAGCUGGCUUUCACAAGCUCCGAACGAGUGGCCACAGCCAGCAGAGACUCGGCGAGCGCUCCACACGAAGAAGGUGCCAUCGGAACCGGAGCUGUUGACCAGAUUUUCUUCGUUGUCCCGCUUAAUUCGGGUCGUUGCGUUUGCUAGACGUCCUAUUCUUAAUCAUCGUAGGCAAAAAGAGGCUCAAGAACCGCUUCCUGAAUUUCUCACGCUGUCAGAGUUGGCAGAAGCUCGCAGCAUUGUUAUUCGUUUAUCGCAGGCGAGCAGUUUUGCAGUCGAGAUCGAAGCGUUGAAGGCUGGAGGGAGAUUGCCGAAAGGCAAUCGGCUCAGUAAAUUAAACCCUUUUAUUGGCAAGGACAAUAUUUUGAGAGUAGGAGGUCGACUGUCUCACUCCAGUCUGUCCUUCGAUCGCAAGCAUCCACCGAUUUUGUCGCAGGAUUCAGCUCUCAGUCGCUUGUUCGUGUAUUCUGCUCAUCGACUUUGCUUGCAUGGUGGACCUACUUUGACUUCUAGCGUUCUGAUGCAGCAAGUCUGGAUUGUGGGCAGGAAGCAGUUAGUCAAGUCCAUGAUUCACAAGUGUGUGACGUGUCAGCGGGUCAAACCUCAAUCAGCACAGCAGUUAAUGGGAGAUCUCCCCGCCGAUCGAGUGCAUGCUAGUAGGCCGUUUUUGAUUUCAGGUUUAGACUACGCUGGUCCCAUUCAGAAAAAUCAUGAAGAAAGUAAGAGGAAUAAUAAGGCCAUGGAAGCUAUUGCUUUAGGCAAAGGUCUCUACCUCAAGCCCUAUAAAAAUUUCCAUGAUGUUUUCAUGAGAAAUAAUCUACUUUCCGAUGACCCAUUGCAUAAUGAAUCAGCAGUGGUAAACUUGGAUGACUUUCAAAAUAGAGGCACUCACUGGGUUUGCUAUUGCAAACGUGGUCCUGAAGUGAUUUAUUUUGAUAGUUUUGGCGAUCUCAAACCUCCUAAUGAUCUUAUGUUCUGGGAGACUAUAAAAGAGGUGCUCACAGACAAAUGGAAUCAUUAUCUUCCGAUCAGUCAUGGAAGAUAG
Molecule: messenger RNA, 4491 nt
Organism: Nasonia vitripennis (jewel wasp)
Lineage: Eukaryota; Metazoa; Arthropoda; Insecta; Hymenoptera; Pteromalidae
Exons: 6
Coding region: 1-4491 (1496 amino acids)
Source: RefSeq, a predicted model, not a curated record